This is a messenger RNA of Zingiber officinale, 2129 nucleotides long. Its product is annotated as pentatricopeptide repeat-containing protein At2g32630-like. The transcript is spliced from 2 exons. Bases 26 to 1879 code for a protein of 617 amino acids. Gene Ontology annotation, molecular function: protein binding. The record is from RefSeq and is a predicted model, not a curated record. NCBI's taxonomy places the organism in Eukaryota, Viridiplantae, Streptophyta, Magnoliopsida, Zingiberales, Zingiberaceae.
UGCGUUUCGUUUUACUAACACAUUCAUGAUCCAUCGUUCUUCAUUAUACUCAAUACGGCGUUUUGUUUUUCUCUCUAAUCAGCCGCCGCCUCCUCCUCGAACGCCGACUCUUAGCAUUCUGAUGGCUUCUACAUCGACAAUAAAGCUAUUGAGCAACCGCUCCUCUAUUUUCUUCCACAACAACCCUACUUUCUCAAAUCCCAAACGCAUCCUUCCCCGUUUCUUUCAUCUCCCCACCCAAUCUACCUCCAUCCCCCUUCCUCUUCUCUCCCAGCUCGAUCGCUUCUGCUCCCUCUUCAAGAGCAAGCGCUAUGCCGCCGCCAAGUCCCUCCUCACCCACCUCGCCACCUCUGACCAUCCCUUGUCCACCUCCCUUGCUUCGGCCUUCGAGGCCUCCUGCCGAGCGGCCUCCAUCUCCUACCCCACCGCGCUGGACAUGCUCUUCAGAGUCUAUGCCGACGCUGGCUUGACACACCCAGCCCUGGAGACCUUCGAGAUUUUGCUCCAACGCUUCGGACGCGUCGAGGAUCGCUCUUGCACCGUCUACCUCCAGUCGCUACGGAGAUCCGGCCGCAUCAACGAGGCGCACCAAUUCCUUAUUCGGAUGCUUGAUUCGGAUGCUGUUGAUGUGUCGGCGUUCUCGAUGGCGAUAGUGGUAGAUGGGCUGUGCAAGAAUGGUGUCUUGGAAACUGCACGGAAGCUAGUGGACGAUAUGUUCCUUCGUGGUCUAGCACCAAAUGUCAUGUCUUAUAAUCCUAUGAUUGAAAUCUAUGCCAAGAAAGGUGAUUUCAGCUUAAUGUAUCAAGUGCUAAAGGUGAUGGACGAAAGAGGCGUUGAGGCUAAUGUUGCAACGUACACGAUUUUAGUUGAUGCAUUCGCUGAAAUUGGAGAUGCAAACAAGGCUGAGAAGGUGUUCGAGGAAAUGUCUACAAAAGGUUUUAUUGGGGAUAUUUAUUUAUACACUUCAUUGAUCAAUGCAAACUGCAGGGCGGGAAACAUCAAGAGAGCAUUUGCCCUCUUUGACCAGUGCUUCGAGAAGGGCCUUGAACCCAAUGACUACACCUACGGAGCAUUGAUCAAUGGGCUUUGUAAGCACGGACAGGUUCUGGCGGCGGAAAUGAUGAUGCAUGAAAUGCAAAGCAAGGGAAUCGACAUUAAUCAGAUUGUUUUCAACACAAUGAUCGAUGGGUACUGCAGAAAAGCAAUGAUAGACAAAGCAUUGACUUUGAAAGCUAUAAUGGAGAAGAAAGGAAUACAGCUCGAUGUCUACACUUACAAUACUUUGGCCUGUGGGCUGUGCAAAUCCAAUAACAUCAAAGAAGCUAAGAGUCUUCUUCAUGUUAUGGUGCAGCAAGGGAUUGUUCCCAACACUGUCACCUGUACGACGUUGAUAGAUAUACUCUGCAAAGAAGGGGACAUGGUUGAAGCAAAGAGGCUUUUCAGGGAGAUGGUUAAUAAUGGUGCAGAUCCUACCGUUGUAACUUAUAAUGUCAUGAUUGAUGGCUAUGUCAAGAAAGGUAGCAUUACGGAGGCUGAGAGGCUUCAAAGGGAAAUGGAAAAGAAAGGUAUGCUGGUCGAUGUAUACACAUACACAUCACUGAUUCAUGGUCAUUGUGUAGGUGGGAAGUUGGAUGUUGCUGUCAAGUACUUUGCGGAGAUGAAGCAAAGGAAUGUGCAGGCAAAUGUUGUCACAUAUACAGCACUGAUAUCAGGGUUGUCCAAAGAAGGGAAAUCAGAUGAGGCAUUUAAGUUGUAUGAUGAGAUGUUGAAGGCCGGAAUCAAUCCAGAUGAUUCUGUUUACUCCUCUCUUGUAAGCAGCUUCCAUAAUACAAAGGAAAUGCGAGGUUUAUCUCAUGGGGAAGUGAUACAUGGUCGUUGAAAAGUGUUCUUUCCAGUGGCAACUAAUUCAGGAUUGUUUUAUUGAAGAUACUCAAAUUGAGGGACAAUCACAGUUGCAUAUAAUCUGGAAUUAUGAGAAAUGAGAACAGAAGAUAAUAUAUCGAGGGAUUGUUAAGCAUGUGUGGUGUAGAGCAAAUUAGGAUGGAUGACCAUUCCGAGAGCAUUCAACUUAAGGAAGAUAUAAGGGAGCUAUGCGGUUAUGGUUAAAUUCCACUUCAUUCUUUGUGGCU